Ipomoea nil (Japanese morning glory) is the source of this 988-nucleotide messenger RNA. Its product is annotated as serine carboxypeptidase-like 2. Lineage: Eukaryota; Viridiplantae; Streptophyta; Magnoliopsida; Solanales; Convolvulaceae. Gene Ontology annotation, molecular function: serine-type carboxypeptidase activity. Gene Ontology annotation, biological process: proteolysis. The transcript has 7 exons. Bases 164 to 451 code for a protein of 95 amino acids. The record is from RefSeq and is a predicted model, not a curated record.
GUACUACUACUACUACAUCAUGCUGCAUAUCACUGUUAGAAUCAAAUUCUCUAGGAAGGUAUUCUGUGCUCCAAUUGUGUCAAGGACUUUGUUUUCCUAGCAUCUCUUUAGUAUAAGGCCUCAAGACUAUCUUAAGUAAUGAAAGGCUGACAUGAUACUUUGAAUGCAAGUCCAAGCAACAUGCCAUGGACAUUACAUCGAUGAACAUCCACGAAAUGCUGCAUGUCAAUAUAAUCUUGAAAGAGUAUCAACGUGUACUGAAAAGAUUAAUCAGGCGCAAAUUUUAGAACGGGUGUGCAGCGAUGAAAGUUUACUGACUCUAGAUGUGAGUUCUGUUGGUGAAAAUUUACCACAACACUGGUGCAGAGAAAAUAAUUAUUUACUCUCCUCCACCUGGGCAAAUAACAAAGUUGUCCAGAAAGCACUUCACGUGUAUGAGAAGGAGGUGUAAACUGGAUGUGGAAAUUACUGAUGGAAGUGGAUGCCUUGUUGCAUCUGUGUUUGGGAAAUGUGUUGAACAACUAUUACUCUUAACGAGCAAACAAGUUAUGCAAUUGGAACAACAGGCUCAACAGCUACGAUUUCAACAUAUCAAUAACCGCUUACAAGAUGAAGAAUAUAUAAUACAAUUGAGGUCUCAAUCCUACACACAACAAGGCUUACAUGGUAUCAUAUACCAUAACAUCAUUGCACGAUUCCUUGUCAUUCACUACCACGAGUAAACAACAUGCAAUAAACACACAACCAGCAAAAAAGAAACUCAACUUCACUAAAGAUGGAGAAUAAGAAGACAAUUCCGAGCCUCAACAAACGCGUACUAAGAAAAAUUAAUUUACUCUGCUCAAAUUACUACUCUUUUCAUUAUAGAUAGUCAGCUUUAGUUAGUGGUUUAUUUGUUUUUACUUACUUUAAUUCUAUUUUAGCUAUUUCGAAUUUCUUUAUCUUUUAUUAAAAUAUAUAAGCACCAAGAUUAUUUCUUUAUCUUUUA